Messenger RNA from Pyrus x bretschneideri (Chinese white pear), 902 nucleotides. Its product is annotated as vascular-related unknown protein 3. Bases 126 to 701 code for a protein of 191 amino acids. Lineage: Eukaryota; Viridiplantae; Streptophyta; Magnoliopsida; Rosales; Rosaceae. The record is from RefSeq and is a predicted model, not a curated record. The transcript is spliced from 3 exons. Gene Ontology annotation, biological process: xylem development.
AUAUACCUGCUCUCCUCUGGACGUCUUUUCUUCAACUUCCCAACAGUUUACUACCAACACCAUAUACCUAUAUUUCCUUGUUCUAUUUUCAUCAUCUUAUUAAUUCAAAAAGCACUACUACACAGAUGGAAGAUCGCUCCAGAAACUCUAUGAUGGGAAGAGGUAAUUCUUCUGAUACAAGAACCAUUCCUCAAGAGUCCCCUGAGGAGAGUAGUUGGACUAUGUACUUGCAAGAUUUCAUGACAACCAAUAGUCAAGACGAUAACGAUGACGACCGCAGUUCUUUCUCCUCAUACGGUUACGAGAAUUGUUCCAUAAUCUCCGACGCCGGUUCUUCAGUCACCCGAAAGUUUACUAUUAAUGGAGAAGUUUUAGGGUUUGGCGUGGUUGGAGGUUAUAAUAGAUCUGGCGUCAUGUUUAAGAGACAACCCAAAGAAGUUUUGCUUGAUGAUGCUUUGGAGGACACAGCUACUUCUCCAGUAAAUAGUCCCAAGAUUCGUAAUCUAAGCCGGUCAACUGUGGAACCAACACUCCAAAAAGAUUAUAUAGACAUACCUAAUGCGGAGAAAGGAAGUACUUCUGGCCGGGUGGAUGAGAGAAAUGAAUCGGGAUUUAUUGGGAGAGAGAGUGACUGCACAGAACUGAAGAAAAGAGGACUUUGCUUGGUUCCAUUUUCUACGGUAGCAAACUAUUUUGGAUGAAUCAUUGCUAUCAUCGUCCAUAUUUACUAGUACCUCAGUGAAUACGUAUAUCUCUUCUCUCUCUCUCUCUCAUGAUCAUUGAUUCUGUACAUAAUGUGAUCGAUUGCUUUUAUCAUAUGCUAUUGAGCAAGUACACUCCAUGUAUCAUCAAUUUCAGCAAUAACAAAAUCAAAACCAGUUGUCCAGUAGCUGUAGACGAUA